ACUUCAAAUUUUCCCCAGCCUCGAAUGGCCUCCGGGGAAGAAACAUUAUCACAGAAAAUGAUGACGGAAGUGAACGUAUUCCAUUGGAAAAUCCACAUGACAUCUCCUCUUCUUUACCACCAACGACUACUUCAAUGAGUACUGAUACUUCACAUAUCUCUCCCUUACCACGUCCAUUGCUAGCAGAACAAUUGAAAACACAACCUCGCAUAAAGGACCAUCUCAGCUCUAACCCCGAAACGUAUGCUCCAGCGGACCUCUUUGAACGUCUUCCUGGCGAGUCAAGCACUCUUCCAAAUACCACUCCAAGCCAGUCAAUAUCCAAGGAUACCAAGAUCGGCAAGGAAAGCAAUUCUCUAGACACUCCGGCUAGUCAAUUCUCUAGGCCUAUGCCGAGUAGCCCGCCGUCAAAAUCUGUCGAACCGAACUCAAAUUCAGACCGCGGAAUAUCUCCGCCCAGGCAGACAAGCAUCCAAGUCAGGAUCCCGGGCAAUAAAAUGUCCACGAAUGACUUCCCGGACGAGAUCUCAAUGCUUUCACGGCCGCGCAUUCGAAGGAAACGCCGCACAAAAACUAGCAUGGGUUUCACGCUGCCACCUCGUGAGAUGUCUGAUUCGGAAGACGAGGAUUUUGCGCCGAAGGCGGCUUCAAAAGACAAACCAAUCUUUAAUGAUGAUGACAAGGAUCAUAGCGAUGUCUUAGAGGCAGAUGAGCUGGAGGCAGACGGCUACGGUAUCAGGGAUAGCGGCCUCCCACGGGAGCAUUAUAGACCACGGCCUAGCCGGUCACGCGCAAGCAAGAUCGAGUUUGACUACCCAAUUGACUUUUCAAAGCGCCCAGAAGCCCAACUGAAGGCUCGGCGCCGAAAGAGCAGGGCUUCGGACAAAGAAAAUGAGGCGACAGAAGACGCCCAAUCUGGCAUUCAAUCGCUCCGUCCGGAAAAUGUGGGGGUCAAACAUGAUAUCAGGGAUCCUCAUCAGGAGGAUAUACUGGGUGAAAGGGUGACAGUCAAAAGCCAGAAUAGGCAAUCCGCUUCAGGGCCUUCGGCCAAGGGUGUGGAUGGGGUGGAUGGAGUGAACAAGGCUGACAAAAAGCGCCGAGUAUCAACCAAGCCGACGGCAGGGGUGGGUGAUGAGAUUGAUAAUGGAAAAUUAGGAGCGGCCCGAGACGGGCCGCGUAUGUCUGAAGAAAUGUUGGUGAAAGGAAAGAGACGGAAAUCCAAUCAGGAGGGCGAUAUUUCAGUUCAUGUACCUCGUGCUCCUACCCCUGUCACAGAUGCCGAAGCCGACAGGGGUAGAGAACAUGUCAAGGCUCGCUUUGCAAGCGAAGCGUCAAGCUACAAAGGCGCCGAUCAAAAUGCAAGCACGGCUCGACAUGGCCAGCUCGAUCAUGCAGGGUCUCCUGCAAGGUCGUACGAGAGCGUGACAUUAGAUCGAACAGAUUUCGACAUUACAGAUCGCCCUUUGGAUGACCCCUGCAAUGGCCUGGCGCGCCAAUCCAUCUCAUCCCUUGGCCAAGGAGAAGAUGAUGCUCCUAAUUCGGAAAAGAGUCCAAAACUAGACUUGGAUCUGAGUGAGCAGACUGAUCGCGAUCUUGCAAUUGAAUCGGCCACUGCCAAAGCCAAUGCGCGCCAAUCUAGGACCGUCUCCAAGCCAAAGGACAGGGUGCACUCACUUUCUAAUUCCACAUCUAGAUCUCGCUCCCGCCCAGGCGAUGAUCAGCCAGAAAAUUGGUCACGUCCUGCCUACAUGGAGAAGGACCAUGAGACUAUUCCGCCUAGCUCGAUCAAUAAUACACAUACUAUGACCAUCAGCAAUUCGACGGCUAAUUCAGCCAGGAAAACGCCACCGCCGGAGUUAGGACCGACAGUAUCAAAACGGAAGAAAAUGCCUCAACGAGCCGAGCCUUCUUUCAUCACCGCGGUUGAAAGUGCAGAACUAGCUGGUGAUUCUUAUGCAGAUGAACUAGGGCCUGCAGGAACCAAGGCUACUGAAAAGGAGAAGGUUCAAGACCAGCAGCAUGCCGCUGAACCCUCUGACACUGCCACCAGCGGGACAGGAUCCAAGGGUCCAAGUCAGCAUAGCCCCAUUCGCGGCAGCCAUGUCCCGUACCGCGUCGGCCUGAGUCGAAGAGCGCGUAUCCAGCCCUUGUUACGGGUUGUUCGAAAGCAGUAAUCCAGGCCUCCUUUUCGUUUUCUCUUCAUUCUUUAUUCCUUUUUCCUUUUUUUUUAUUUUUUAUUAUUUCUUUGUUUUUAAUUUCUUUGUAUUGUUUUUUUGUUUUCCUCUAGCAGCACACAUUGUCGCCUCACACAUUCAUGAGCAUUGCUGACCAUUAUCUAUCCAACUUUACCCGAAUAUCCCUCUGUUGCCAACCAAUUGGAAAAUCCCAAUAGGAAAUUGCCUGAAGCGCUUGAGCAAUGGUUUUAUUUUCUCUUUCCCUUUCACUUGUUGUUUGAUGCUUCUCGGGGCAGAGCAUCGAUUCCACAUCUUCGCUAUGGAUAUAAAGAGCGCAUGGCAUAUGGCAUAUGGUCAAAUAGCACGUACUCCGCGAUAAACAUUGGCAUAGCGGAUCUUAGCUAGUAGAAACUAUGUAAUGAAUUAAAUGAGAAA
Xylona heveae TC161 is the source of this 2609-nucleotide messenger RNA. RefSeq lists its product as hypothetical. Lineage: Eukaryota; Fungi; Ascomycota; Xylonomycetes; Xylonales; Xylonaceae. The record is from RefSeq and is a predicted model, not a curated record. The coding region runs from base 135 to 2174 and encodes 679 amino acids. The transcript has a single exon.